AGUUCUGCACUUCUGCUUGCUCCCCACGCGGCCACGCCGAACGGGAAUCCGGCUCAUCAGCCCCUGCACCAGCAUCAGCAUCAGCGCCGCCGCCGCCGCCGCCCUCCUCGCGCUCUUCACAGUCCUCCCGCCCUUCCCGCGCCUGGUCUCCCCUCGCGUUCCCGAUGUCAUCUUCCACCGCACUCGCGUGGCGACGCACCCUCCGCAACGCCCUACUUCGCGGCUUCCCGCGGCGCGGCGCGGCGCCCGAGCGGUACGCCAGCACGGCCUCCGCGUCCGGCGCGGCCGCCGAUGCUGCAGCUGCAGCCGCGCCGAAGAAGGUGCCCCCGUCACCCCGCAAGGGAAGGCUUUUAACUGGGGCCAUGAUAGCGUUGGCCAUUGGUGGAGGUGCUUAUGUGAGUACUACAGAUGAAGGAAAGUUUUGCGGAUGGUUAUUCAAGUCAACAGAACUUGUGAACCCACUCUUUGCACUGUUGGAUGCAGAGUUUGCUCAUAGUUUAGCUGUUAAAGCGGCUGCCCAUGGAUUUGUUCCAAGAGAAAAGAGACCUGAUCCAUCAGUUCUUGGGGUUGAGGUUUGGGGAAGGAAGUUUUCAAACCCAAUCGGUCUUGCUGCUGGCUUUGAUAAAAAUGCUGAGGCAGUUGAAGGUCUCUUAGGCCUGGGAUUUGGCUUUGUGGAAGUUGGCUCUGUGACACCUCUUCCUCAAGAGGGAAAUCCCAAGCCUCGAAUUUUCAGAUUAAAGGAGCAUGGUGCUGUAAUCAACCGAUGCGGAUUCAACAGUGAAGGAAUUGUAGUUGUUGCUAAGCGUCUUGGGGCACAACAUGGCAAGAGGAAGAUGGAAGAAACUUCAAGCUCCACGCUUCCCUCAACCAGCGACAUAAAGCAAGGAGGAAAAGCAGGACCUGGAAUCUUGGGAGUCAAUCUUGGCAAGAACAAGACUAGUGAAGAUGCUGCUGCUGAUUAUGUGCAAGGGGUUCAUACAUUGUCACAAUAUGCUGAUUACUUGGUCAUAAAUAUUUCUUCCCCAAAUACUCCUGGUCUUCGCAAAUUACAAGGUAGAAAACAACUGAAAGAUCUUGUGAAGAAGGUGCAAGCUGCACGGGAUGAGAUGCAGUGGGCUGAAGAUGGACCUCCACCAUUGCUCGUGAAGAUUGCACCAGACUUGUCUAAGCAGGAUCUUGAGGAUAUUGCUGCGGUUGCUCUUGCUCUUAGGUUGGAUGGCCUGAUUAUAUCAAACACCACAGUUUCCAGACCAUCACCUGCAGAUAAACAUCCAUUGGCUCAGGAAACUGGUGGAUUAAGUGGGAAGCCUUUGUUGGACUUAUCUACUAACAUUCUCAGGGACAUGUAUAUGCUUACACGGGGCAAGAUUCCCCUCAUAGGCUGUGGUGGCGUGAGUAGCGGUGAGGAUGCAUACAAGAAGAUCCGUUCCGGAGCUACACUUGUUCAACUUUAUACUGCUCUUGCAUAUGGUGGUCCAGCUCUUAUACCCAGAAUAAAGGCUGAGCUAGCAGAAUGUUUGGAAAGAGACGGUUUCAAAUCUGUGCAGGAAGCAGUCGGCGCUGAUUUCCGAUGAUCCCUGGCGGAUCGCUGAGAAGGUCUGAAUAACCGUUCCGUUAAAGUUCAUGUGAUUUUGAUGAGAAGCAAGCAACUUUUUUUUUGUGUGUGGGCACGAUGCUUGCCAAUUCCAUUUGACCGGUACUUGAAAAGAAAUACCGGGUUGAAACUUUGCUGGGGGUGAGUUGAGUAAUGAGCGGCUGUAUCACGCGCGCG
Messenger RNA from Zea mays, 1771 nucleotides. RefSeq names its product dihydroorotate dehydrogenase. The transcript has 11 exons. Gene Ontology annotation, molecular function: dihydroorotate dehydrogenase activity. The coding region runs from base 165 to 1574 and encodes 469 amino acids. NCBI's taxonomy places the organism in Eukaryota, Viridiplantae, Streptophyta, Magnoliopsida, Poales, Poaceae. Gene Ontology annotation, cellular component: cytoplasm; mitochondrial inner membrane. The record is from RefSeq and is marked provisional. Gene Ontology annotation, biological process: pyrimidine ribonucleotide biosynthetic process; 'de novo' pyrimidine nucleobase biosynthetic process.